UGAAAUAGAUAUGUGUAUAUAUAGGUUGGUCUGAUUUUACUUUCUUAAAGGGAGAUACAAGUCAACAGUGUUCCAGGACUAAUAUAAAUAUAUUGAAGGGGGAAAAACAAACACAAAAUGGGAACAUUAAAGUCAAAACCAGACGAUCAACCAAAACCAGAACUGGAUAAACCAUGGAGGAAAUUUGACUGGGGACAGAAAGAAGCUCUGAAAAAGAAGCUAGAAAACUUCUCUCUGAGUGAUCCAAAUGUAAUGGACAUCAAGAUCCUGGUAGCUGGACAAGUUGGAGCAGGAAAGUCCAGCUUUAUUAACUCCAUCGAAAGUGUCUUUCAAGGACGGAUCUGCUCUAGAGCGCUAGUUAAUUCAUCUGCUGUUGGUCAUAGUUUCACACAAAAACUCAAAGGAUUCACCAUCAGAAGUGGGGAAAAAACUUUGCCCUUCGUCUUCAAGGAUAUAAUGGGCUUAGAACCUGAAGCGUUGGCUGGGUCACAACCAGAUGACAUCAUCAAUGCUGUGUUUGGACAUGUGAAGGACGGCUAUAAAUUCAACCAGGAGCAGGCACUCACUCAUAAGGAUCAACAUUACAUCAGUGACCCUACCCUCUCCGAUCAGGCUUUCUGCCUGGUUUACAUCAUAGAUGCAAAUACAGUCCAGUUCACAUAUGAUAAACUUAUUGACAAGUUGAAGUUCAUCCGCCACAGAAUCAGUGAUCAGGGGAUUCCUCAAGUGGUUGUCAUGACCAAAGUGGAUGAAGCAUGUCUGCUGGUCAAACAAGAUCUAAAGAAGAUCUACAGUAGCAAGAGGAUCAAAGAGAAGAUGGAGUUGUGCAGCACCACAACAGGUGUGCCAAUGUCAAACAUCUUCCCAGUGAAGAACUACCAUGAUGAGAUUGACACAGAGGAUGACAUUGAUGUUCUGUUAUUAAAGGCACUUGAACAGAUUGUUCAGAUUGCCAAUGACAGAUUGUUAGACAGUGGAGACAACUGAAAAAUCACAUAUAUACAGUUAUUAAUGCAUGUAAAUCACAUCACAAAAUCACAUAUAAAAUCAUUCUUUGAAUUUCUUCAUCAGAGGAACAUCAUUUUUAGGAAGAUCAUGGAUUAAAAUGACUACAGAGAGGAUUAUGUUUUGUGUUUAGUUUUACAAAUAUAUAUCUACAUUGGGGUUCAAAGUCAAUGCAAAUCUGGGACUCAAAAACUAAUGUAAACCUGAAAAUUAAUAGAAAGAUUCAUAAUUUGAACAAUGUUUUAAAAAAGUUAUUGUUAGGUUUUUGCUCCUAAUUCGUGCCUCAUCCCAGACCUUUUAUUUGGCAAUUGAAUGAGCAAUCACUCAGCGCUGAGGGAGAAUAUAGUCUCAUUUUAUUGAUAAGAAAAGAGAGAAUAUAUAGAAAGAGUACAAGGGGUGUAGUAUAGUUUCAGCCAAUGAGAAAGAGAAUACAUCAUAUAGCUGAUGGUAUAGGAAUGUGAUACAUAUAGAAAAACAAGUCUAAAUAUGGUCAUCUACUGGUCAGGUACCCAUGAGGUCCCUUAGCAUCCCAAGGACCUUCUCCUAAGCAGGGACCAUUCCCUGUUUCACAUUCACUCCUAGUAGAGCCUUAUAUGGAAAUGGUUCUGGUACAUAGAAAACCAUAUGUUUAAAACAUAGUAUACAACUUUGACAGAGGAAAAAAAAAGGAGCCUCAGUCCACAUACUUUCAGUGCUGAGACCAACAUAAAAUCUAUCAGUUAUGAUGUAAAAUCUUUCUCCAUUUAACAACAUUUAAACUAUUAAAUUGCAUAAAUAAAAUGGGACACUGCAUUUUGGAUUCUUAAAAACAUUUAUGAGCAAAAUAAAUUUGGCUUAUUGAGAUCUGCUGUAUAAAUCCUA
Megalobrama amblycephala (Wuchang bream) is the source of this 1866-nucleotide messenger RNA. RefSeq names its product interferon-induced protein 44-like. The transcript has 7 exons. The record is from RefSeq and is a predicted model, not a curated record. Lineage: Eukaryota; Metazoa; Chordata; Actinopteri; Cypriniformes; Xenocyprididae. The coding region runs from base 118 to 987 and encodes 289 amino acids.